CAGUUCAUGAUGGAUCGAACUGCAGUCAGACUAAUUUUCUUGGGCGUCUUUCUCAUCAUUGCCACUUCAGCUUCUGUUAAGAAGAAACAAAACGUGGAUAUUUACAGCUUCCACAUUAACUCUACUGUGACCAGCCGCUAUGCCACCACAGUCAUCACAAGCCGUGUGGUGAACACACUGAAUGAAUCUCAAGAGGUCCAUUUUGAGGUCAAGAUACCCAAGAAUGCCUUUAUCAGCAAAUUCAGAAUGACUAUAGAGGGCAAGACAUAUGACGGGGUUGUUAAGGAAAAAGAAGCAGCUAAGCAGCAGUACACUCAAGCAGUAUCACGAGGACAAAGUGCUGGACUGGUCAAAUCUGUUGGAAGGACUUUAGAAGACUUUAAAACGUCCGUUACAGUGGCUUCUCUCAGUAAAGUGACCUUUGAGUUGACCUAUGAGGAACUGCUAAAGCGUCGUCUUGGCAAAUAUGAGCUACUCAUUAAUGCCCGCCCGAUGCAGCCAGUGGCAGACUUCAAGAUUGAUGUACACAUCCAUGAGAAACCAGGAAUUUCUUUCUUUGAAGUGAAAGGAGAUCUGAGUACCAAUGACCUGGCCAAUGCCAUCAAAACAACCAGAGCAGACAAAGAUGCAUGGGUGACCUUCUACCCCACUCGAGAUCAGCAGACCACAUGUAAAGGUUGUGAUGAAAAUGGGCUGAAUGGUGACCUGCUCAUAACAUAUGAUGUUGAGAGACGAAAUCCACAAGGGGAAAUAAUGGUAUCGAAUGGCUAUUUCGUCCACUACUUUGCACCCACUGACAUUCCACGUAUUCCAAAAAAUGUGGUGUUUAUCAUUGACCGAAGUGGCUCUAUGCAUGGCAGAAAAAUAGAACAGACUCGUUUGGCUCUGUUGAAGAUUUUGAGUGAUCUCGAUGAGGAUGAUCACUUUGGACUGAUCACCUUUGACAGUCAAGUUGAAAUUUGGAAACAUGAACUCCUCAAAGCUACCAAGGCAAACCUGGAGGAUGCCAAAUCUUUCGUAAAGAAAAUCAGAGAUAGGGGAGCCACAGACAUAAACACUGCUCUGCUUAAAGGAGUGAACAUGAUCAAGCAACACCCACGAGAAGGAACUGCAUCCAUCCUGAUACUGCUUACUGAUGGAGACCCCACUGCAGGUGAAACCAAUACAGAGACGAUAAUGUCCAUUGUGAGGAAAGCCAUUGGGUCAAAGUUUCCUCUCUAUUGCCUUGGUUUUGGGUAUGAUGUUAACUUUGAUUUCCUGACACAAAUGUCACUGGAAAAUAAUGGGAUUGCUCGCAGAAUUUAUGAGGAUUCUGAUGCUGAUCUACAGCUGCAGGGCUUUUAUGAUGAAGUUGCCAUUCCUCUCCUCAGUGAUAUUCAACUUAUUUACACUGAAGUGACAAAUCUUACUAAGACCAAUUUUAACAUGUACUUCAACGGCUCUGAAAUUGUAGUCUCAGGUCAAAUCAUGGACAACAGUGUGGAGAGUUUCACCGCUGAGGUCAUCGCAAUAUCUAAAGACAAUAAGGUGACAUACCAAGACACUGUUAAGACAAAAGACCUCAGUGAUGUUCCACCUGAGAAUAAAGAUUUCAUGCAGAGACUGUGGGCCUACCUUACAGUGAAGCAACUUCUGGAGAGACAGGUGCUUCUUAAAGGACAAGAGAAAGAGGAUGAAAAGAAAGAAGCUCUCAAACUAUCCCUGAAAUAUCAGUUUGUGACCCCUCUCACCUCUUUGGUAGUUACUAAGCCACAGGAAGAGGAAGUGGAAGUUGCUGACAAGCCCAAAGAGGGAGGGGAGCCACCCAGACCACCAGUAGCUGUGUUACCCCAUUUAAUGCUCAGUGUUGCUUGGCCUCAUGGUUCACACAAUAUUCCUCAGAUGGGCUUUGCAGGACCAGGACAUCCAAGUGUUGGUGCUGUACAACCUGCAAUCAGUCUUGGAAGAUACAGUUUGGCAACUGGAAAUCCACGGGGUGGUGCUGCACAUCCAGGUGUUUUUGGAAGUCCACGGGGUGGUGCUGACCGUCAAGGGAUUUUUGGUGACGUUGAUUUUGCCUCAACACCGAUCUCUCGUCAUGGUGAUCAUGCUCUCAAAACGGUCCCACUUGUUGACAUGUUUGAAAAAGCUGGAAGAUCGAUUAAUCUUAAACCAGGUUCCAAGGUUUCAGUUCCAAGAGUUAAUAGUAAUCGAUUCUUGCUGCCUGCUGUUGGUCAGCCUAAGCCACUUUGUUAUGAUGUUCCUCUUCCUCACAAAAUCAAACUGCUAGAGGAUUCUGCUUUAGAGUUCUCUAUGAAUGGAGAGUCCAAGACGUCUACACAUGGAUUUUGUCAAAUUGCCUUUCAUUACCAAAAGAACCACCACCUGAUAAUAGACACAACAUCCAUAAGAUACAGUGAUGACCAGAACAAUGUGGAGUUUUUGUGGGACCAGGAACCAACCCAACACAAUAUAGAGGGUGUGUAUCUGAUUCUGCGAAACAAUGAAAUAGAUGUUACCAUGGGAAAUUUCCGUGUUGUUAUUCUCCUUCAUAAGAAAGAUGGGAAUGUGUUUCUGUGGCCUGACAUUCGGCAACAGCCAAAAGAUGUUGGUUUGUCUGGCAUUUUAGGAAAAGGCAAUAUUUCAUAUGAGGAGAUUCAAGGACCACCCUUACCAAUUCUCAAGAUAAUGGACCAAGAAGUGAGGCCUUCUUGGGACCGUGUAACAGACUACAGGUUUCCUUCAACUCCUGUUGUUAGAUGCUGGCUUGUACCAUUCCAGACUGUGAUGGAGGGGAGCAUUUCUAAUUUCACUGUUGCUCAGCUGUAGUCAAAACUACCCACACUAUUUGUAACAUUACAUGUGCACAAAUGAUAAACUAUCAUAACUGGAUAAAAUUAUUCCAUGCAAUACCUAUUUGCUAAUGUUUUAAUUUGUUAAGUAUAUUCUUUGGGUCAUUGUCAUUUUAAUUUCAAUUUACACCCACCUUAGCCUUUUCAUGUAUUCACCAACAUAAGAAAUGCAUAUGGUUAGAAUCUGGAACUAUUUUGUUAGUCUUGUUAGGCUAACUUUGGCCUUUGCUUUGGAAAGUAUUUCUUAACAUUUUCCAUGUUCAAAACUAAAAUGAUUGUGACCAUAAAUAUUGCUAAAGGAAUGUUUCUGAAAGUAAAUCUAAAACCUCUUGUGAUGGAACAAACCUUUGACAGUUUAUAUAACUGUAUUUACACAAACAAUAUAUAUAUAUAUAUGUAUGUAUGUAUGUAUGUAUGUAUGUAUAAAGCAUAAUGUAUUCUA
Myxocyprinus asiaticus (Chinese sucker) is the source of this 3273-nucleotide messenger RNA. RefSeq names its product inter-alpha-trypsin inhibitor heavy chain H3-like. Lineage: Eukaryota; Metazoa; Chordata; Actinopteri; Cypriniformes; Catostomidae. The coding region runs from base 7 to 2808 and encodes 933 amino acids. The transcript is spliced from 25 exons. The record is from RefSeq and is a predicted model, not a curated record.